AAAGCCAUGAAGAAGAACUGAAGUGGUUUAGGGGCUGGAGGCAUUGCAGUUUUGUUUUGUUUUUUGAACAUCAUUGUAACACGCUGGUAGAGCAGAAAAAUGAAAUGCUUCAAUUUCCCACCAAGUUUGGUGUUUCUAAUUGUAUAAUUUUGCAUUACCUUAUUUAGCCUACUUUGGUCCUAAUCUGAAACACACAAUGGGUACCUGAGAUUUUUUCCCACCCCAACAGCUUCUCUCAAUAGCCUUUAGGCUUUGAACAUGGGACCUUUCUCUUGCUUGAAACAAAGCGAGUGGUUCCCACGUGCCAAAUUGUUUCCGUCCUUAUUGUUCCAAGCUGAAUGUCAUUAUUUUUGUUUCUUUGACCUUUUCUGUAUGUUCAAAGAACCACCCAGCCGAGCCCCCUCCCAGAUUUAAAUGAAAAGGGUCAUCUCGAUACUGACUGUGGCAAAUUUCUUGUUUCUUCAAAUAGUGGAGACUCACAGUCCUACGUUGGAUUUUCUUUCCUUUCCCUUUACUAGUGACACUCAUAAACUCCACUAAAUCAGUUAUUUCAGACACUUUUCUUGCUCAAAACCUUGAAAUACUCAUCAAGUAUAGUGAAGUAGGGCUGCACGAUAUAUCGUUUCAGCAUCGCCAUCGCGAUGUGCGCAUGCUCAAUAGUCACAUUGCGGUCACGUGCGAUGUCAAGCAAGGCAAAUUAAUAGAAUAGUUUUGCUGCUUGAUACAAAAGGAAUACUGGCAAAGUUUUUGCACAACUAAUCUACAGGUCUCUCUGAUGUGACAUAAUUUACUCCGAUUUUAGGGUUUAGGGAUACACGGAGUUUGUUGCUAGUGAGUGAAAACUAGGCUGGCAGGCUGCACAGCGCACCACCGAUCACAAUAUCUUGAACAGUUUAUCAAAGCAGGCACCGCCCCCGCUAUUUACAGACAACAGGAGAAAACAAACGAUCAUGUGGAUUUGGUGCCAAAACGAAAAGCAGCUUCAGUGGUUUGGAACUAUUUUGGCUACUCAAAGGACGACAUUGACCAAACCCAGGUACUUGGUACUUGUCCCCAGUGUCUUGUAGUUGUUGCCACAACACGAGGCAACACGACUAAUUUGUUUGAUCACUUAAAUCGGCACCACAAAGCUCAGUAUUACCAGUGCAAAGCCAGAAGUGAAGGCCAUCCAAAGCAACAAAGUAUUUCGGAUGCUUUGGCCAGAGUUGCACCGUACGAGAAAGGCUCCAAACGGCAGAGAGAAAUUACUGAUGCGAUAACUUUGCACCUCGCUAAAGACAUGGCUCCAACCAAUACAGUACCAAAGAGGGUUUCGAAAACAUGAUCCGGACGCUUGAUACGCGAUAUAAAAUACCAUCACGCGCCUGUUUUUCUCAAGUUGCCAUCCCAGAGCUCUACGACAAAUGCAAGGCACAAGUUGAAACCGAGCUGUAACGCGUGGAAUAUUAUGCAGCUACCACAGAUUGGUGGUCCAGCCGGAUAACCGAGCCCUACAUUAGUCUGACCGUCCACUUUAUUAAUGAGGACUUCCAAUUUAAAAGUCGCUGUUUGCAAACGGCAUUUUUCCCGGAGGAUCAUACAAGUGAGAACAUUGCAACGGGGAUGAGAGAAGCGGUGGCUGCUUGGGGACUAGAUGAGAGACGUCAAGUCUGUAUAACAACAGACAAUGCGGCGAACAUGGUAAAAGCUGCCGCCCUGAACAAGUGGACCAGGAUGCAGUGCUUUGGCCACAGAUUGCAUCUUGCAGUAGAAAAAGCAGUGAAAAAGGAUGGACGCGUUGACCGUGCUGCAGGUGUCUGCAAGAAGCUGGUGGGUCAUUUCUCUCACAGCUGGAAGGCCAGAUGUGCUCUUGAAAAAGCCCAGAAGGAACUCAAUCUACCAUCACAUUCCCUUGUAUCAGAAUGCCAAACAAGAUUGGGUUCCAGGCAGAUGAUGAUCAGCAGGAUACUAGAGCAGCAGAAGGCUUUAACUCAGGUCCUCUAUGCGGACAAGAAGGCGCAGCAUCUAAUUCCAACCUGGCAAGAUAUAGAUGUCCUGGAAUCUGUCAGCAAGUUACUGGGCCCACUGCUGGAUUUCACAGAUGCACUUUCAGGGGAAGACUACGUUAGUGUCUCCUGUGUGAAGCCAGUUCUUCACCUCUUCAAUGCUUCAAUCCUGCUAAUGCAAGAGGAAGACACAGACCUGACCAAGAAGCUGAAGAACGAGAUGUUGGACUACAUCAACGUAAAAUAUGAAGAUGAAUCUACUCAGGAGCUGCUAGACAUGGGCUCUUGUUUGGACCCCCGGUUCAAGAUGGACUUCAUCAAUGCAGAUAACAAGGCCCAAGUCAAGGCCAGAGUGGCAUCAGAGAUGAUGGGAUGCCAGGAGACACCAAGCUAUAGCACUGAAGUGGAGCCAAAAGAUGCCGACACAUCACAGGCAAAGAAAGCCAAGAAGUCCUUGGGAAGUUUCUUUAAACAAAGCGGAGCUGCAGUAAAGGGUGAUUCCUCUCUGACACUUAAGGAUGCUGUGGAAGCAGAGUUAAACAACUACCUGCUGACACGUUCCAUAGACAAAGAGGAAGAUCCACUUGUAUGGUGGAAAACUCACAGAGUUAGCUUUCCACGACUCGCCAAGCUUGCCCGCAAGUAUCUAUGCAUUCCUGCUACAAGCUCCCCCUCAGAGAGGAUUUUCAGUGCAAGUGGCAACAUCGUCACUUGCCAACACUCUUGUCUCAAGCCUGCAAUGGUGGACAGACUGGUAUUCUUGGCCAAAAACAUCUCAGCUUGAAUGAGUAAUGCAUACAGAUGCUUAAGAGAAAGUGAAAUGACCCUGUUUCACAAAAUUAUGCAACAGUUAAUACUUGUUUAGCUGCUAGGAAAGCAGAUUUUCUUUGUUUGAACAAUGUGCCCAAGACUUUUUCCUUUGUUGCUAAGAAAAGUAGAUUUAAAAUUGUUUGUAAAUAAAAUGGUUCUAUAUUGAUAUUUGCUAUUUAUUAGUUGAUACAGUUAUUUAUUGCAGUAAAUUAUAUAUUUAUCUUAAGUUUUGUUUUUGCAAACCACUCAGGAGACUGGUCGUGCUGCUGCUCUUUUAGUUUUAUAAUUUUGUUAAAAGAUGUCUACGUGAAAACCAAACCAGAUUUUAUACAAUUGAAAGUUUAAUUUUACCUUAAUUUGUUCAACCAUUAUGACCAACACUUUGUUUUUAUGUUUUUUUGAAAACAACUCAGGGGGCUGGUGUAUAGCUGCUCUAUUUGUUUUAUUUCUAUAAUUUUGUUUAAAAUGUGUUUAUUGCAUUAAAGACAAAGGAUGGUGAAAUCAAAAAAGUCUUAAGUCAUUUUUCAGCCUAUUUAUUUUUUAUUUCCUAUACAUUUCCCAUACAAAAUCACCCCAAUAAUUCUAGGAUACUUAAUUCAUUCCAGAUAUUACUAUUUAAGUCAUCUGGUGAAAAUUUCAGUAUUUUUUCAUAUCGCAAUAUAUAUCGCAGAAAAAAAAAUAUUGCAAUGUCAGUUUUUUCCAAUAUCGUGCUACAAUGAAUUUACAAGAGCCUUUGUGAUCACUAUACAAAUUGAUGGAUACACGAUCAUGAGUUAGCCUCGAUACACAUUAUGUAAUGUGUAUCUAGGCAAAGAAACAGCAGUUUGGUGGUUUUAAAUUCCCCCAUAACUGACAGAACCCUGGAAUAUAGCCGUCUAACCGGUUAACCUCACAUUCUGCUCAAGACUGGACUGAUUUAAGUUGACAGGCAGCAUUUUUCUUUUCUAAGUUACCAAAGCUGAUGGCUUGUGUUUUAUUGCAUUUAACAGACAGUUAAUGUUUGAUGAGAUACUGUCAACUUAUUUUGUCCUACAACUAAGGUCAGCACAGCCCACAUUCCUUAAAUGGUUAUGUGGUCUGAAACUGACACAGAUAUACAGUCCCUCUAAGGAAGCUGCAACAGUUUGAUUAAAUCACUACCUUGAAGAAGUAGGUCAUACCUCCUGAGACUUCAGUAAAAUGGAUACAAAGAUUGACUUUUCCAUCCAAUGAAGAGAUUACCUACAGCUGAUUAUGGAAAAUAAAGCUUUAUCUAUAAAAAAAAAAAAAAGACAUUUUACGGA
This is a messenger RNA of Micropterus salmoides (largemouth bass), 4078 nucleotides long. RefSeq names its product E3 SUMO-protein ligase ZBED1-like. The record is from RefSeq and is a predicted model, not a curated record. The coding region runs from base 1603 to 2769 and encodes 388 amino acids. NCBI's taxonomy places the organism in Eukaryota, Metazoa, Chordata, Actinopteri, Centrarchiformes, Centrarchidae. The transcript is spliced from 2 exons. Gene Ontology annotation, molecular function: protein dimerization activity.